Aphanomyces astaci is the source of this 1209-nucleotide messenger RNA. RefSeq lists its product as hypothetical. Bases 1 to 1209 code for a protein of 402 amino acids. NCBI's taxonomy places the organism in Eukaryota, Oomycota, Saprolegniomycetes, Saprolegniales, Verrucalvaceae. The transcript is spliced from 5 exons. The record is from RefSeq and is a predicted model, not a curated record.
AUGCCAACUCGUACGAGAGUGUCAACGCUGGCAUCCUGCACCGCAAUGCCUAUAUAUCGUGGCGAUAUCCUCUCGCAGGUAGCCCCCCACUCCAUGCACUCAAUGGUUAUGACUACGACGAACUUCAUUGCGCUGUUCACGACAGGGGUGUGCCUGAACCAAGGGGUGCUGCUCCUCCAAGACGUGACCAACUUGUACGGGACGCCGACGCAGCUCGUGGCGCUCACAUGUCGGCUGGGCUGCGUCAUCCCUGCCUACAUGUGUCUGUUUGCGUCCAUGUACUACUUGAGCCGGACGUACACGACCAAGUGGGUCGAGUCGGGUCGCAUCAAGGCGUCGCCGACUCUGUGCAUGACAACGGCUCACCAGGCGCGGCACAGCCGCCGCCAGUCGCCGCCGUCCGUCUUCGGUGUGGUUAGGAAGCGCGUAAAGGCCGCGACCACUAGCGUCGCCAAGGCGGCUCAGCAGCGCAUCCUCAACAUGCGCGCCGGCUACACCCACACAAUGCAGUUCAUCACGUUCGUCGUGGUGUUUAUUCACAUUGGCCUGCUUGGCACCCUCGUGUACGUGAUCGCGCUGCAGUUUGGCCGGCGGGACAUUUACUCGGUGUACUUUCAAGGACUGUUAAACGCGACAAUGUUGGCACACCGGUCGAGUUUUCGCCUGAGGUUUGUGUUGUCGGCGUCGGUGACCGUGCUCACGUGCUUGAUCUUUCUGCUCGCUGCCCAAACUGUCCUGCCUCGCCGUGUGCAUCUAGAAUACUCGGCCUACCUUUGCGUGGUGCAGAUGCUCGGCAUGAUUGUGUCGUAUGAAGAAGAAAACUUGCGACGGUCAUUUUUUAUCAAAAAGUCGCUGCGGGCCCUCGAGUUUGGUGCGAAUUUUCGUGUCCGUGUGUGUGUGUCGGCGUGGAUUCGAUCCAGAAUGCUACAGCUUGCAAUACGGGCAAAGUCGGGAAGCCAUGACGUCGGGAGGGGGGAUAGUAGCGAGCACAAUCGAGGAACCCAGGGCACUACGACCAUUCCCACGACCGACGUCCUGGCCGACAAGAACCUAAGGGACCUCCAAACCCGCCUCAAUCGAAAGCACGUCGUGAUCACCAACAUCCGCCCCCGGUUCAGCCAAGCGUCCAAAUAUGCUGUCUACACCACGUGCGGCAAUCUGUGUGUGGCCCUCUGCCAGGCCAUUUACUACCUUGUCGCAGAAAAAUAA